Molecule: messenger RNA, 702 nt
Organism: Perognathus longimembris pacificus (Pacific pocket mouse)
Lineage: Eukaryota; Metazoa; Chordata; Mammalia; Rodentia; Heteromyidae
Gene: Ndufb11
Product: NADH:ubiquinone oxidoreductase subunit B11
Exons: 3
Coding region: 165-629 (154 amino acids)
Source: RefSeq, a predicted model, not a curated record
GACUAGAAAGAGAUCUCCUCUGUGCCCCGCCCCACUUGCAAACUCUGAUCCGGGAUUUAUUUAGCAAGGGAAGAGCGGAGCGAAAAUGGUCUCACAGUAGUUAACUGCAGCUGCGCACAUUGGUACUUCCGUCUCCGCCCCUAAGACUCAGGGCACAAUCUGUCAUGGCGGCCGGGCUGUUAAGGUUGUGCUCUCGCCGCCUUUUGGCGGCAGCGGCCACUCGAGGGCUCCCUGCUGCUCGGGUUCGAUGGGAAUCCAGCUCCUCCCGGGCUGUGGUUGCCCAGUCUGUUGUAGCGGGAAAACGGGCUCCAGAACCAGCCGCCCAAUGGCUGGAGGACCCCGAACCGGAGGACGAAAAUGCCUACGAGAAGAAUCCAGACUUUCAUGGUUAUGAUGAGAACCCUUCUGUGGACCUCUGGAACAUGCGGGCCGUUUUCUUCUUUGGUGUCUCCAUUGUCCUGAUUUUGGGCAGCACCUUUGUGGCUUAUAUGCCUGAUUAUGGGAUGCGAGAGUGGGCCCGCAGAGAAGCUGAGAGGCUGGUGAAGUACCGAGAGGCCAAUGGCCUCCCCCUCAUGGAGUCCAACUACUUUGACCCCAGUAAGAUCCAGCUACCAGAAGAUGAGGACUAAACAGUUGUUGAGUGGAGCUCAGAAGGGCUACCUUUCUAAUUAAAGCAGUAUCUAAUUAAAGCAGUUGAAAGUU